Molecule: messenger RNA, 1299 nt
Organism: Fusarium tjaetaba
Lineage: Eukaryota; Fungi; Ascomycota; Sordariomycetes; Hypocreales; Nectriaceae
Product: DUF1682 domain protein
Exons: 2
Coding region: 1-1299 (432 amino acids)
Biological process (GO): endoplasmic reticulum calcium ion homeostasis
Cellular component (GO): endoplasmic reticulum
Molecular function (GO): calcium ion binding
Source: RefSeq, a predicted model, not a curated record
AUGGCAUCUUUCUUGAAGAACGCCUUUGGAGGUGCAAAGGCCCCCGAGCCUGCGAAUCCAGAUCCCGAUUUUGCAGACUUCGCUGAGGCUCCCAAUCCAGUUCCUGAGGCCGCUACCCAGGAUGCGACAACUGGGAGUGCUGCUGCUGCUGCUGCUGCUACGGCCGUUCCAUACACCAAGUGGUACAAUGUCCACGAGCGUCACUCCCUCUCCGAGUUCAGGCUUGAGGGCAUCAUUCUCCUCAUCUCGAGUUUCAUCUUCUUCCUUCAUAUGAUUGGCGCUCGUCGCAAUCGCUCCAGGGCCAAGGCUUGGAUUCGCGCUCACGCACCCGUUCUCCAGAAGGAGUAUGCUCUUGUUGGCUUUGGUGGUGUACCCACCUUGGAUAACGAAGAUGUCAACCCCGAUACACUCAUUAAGGAGAAGUCCCUCUUUGAAUUUGCAACGUACGCUACUGGUCGACAGAACACGGCUUUCACCGACUUCAAGCUCACUCUGACCAAGAAAUUCAACCCAAUUGUCAACGGUUUCGAGCAUGUCGCAAGCUUUUUCGUCGAGACUGUUGAUGCGCCUAAGGAUGCCGUUGAGGUUCUGACCUACCCCUUUGAUGGCAAGGAGAGUCUUACAGUCCCCUCUGCUCCUGGUGCUUCUGAAAUCCGUGCCAAGGAUGCUAAGAGCACCUUCGACGGUUUUGUUUGGGGCGUUGUGCACAAAGACGUCAUGCGUCGCGUCCGCGACGACCGAUAUGAUGUGUCUCUCACCUUCACCAAAGAUAACCCUAAGCUUCCCGCUUGGCUCACUGUCAUGAGCGAGAGCGCCGAGAUCACUGAUACGCUCCUGACUCCUGAGCUCAUUGCCGCUGUUCAGGCCGCUGGCGACCUGUUCGAGUACAUAAUUAUCUCCGAUCAGCCUGUUGAUAAGCCUGCUACCCUUGAGGAGACGACUCCCCGCAAACGACUCUUCCUGAAGUACGCCCUCCCUUCCAAUGGCAAUUACGAUAAUCUUCUCCCUCUCUUCUCGCACUUUAUCCAGCUUCCCGAUGUUCUUGUCAAGGUUGCCCAUUUCCGUCCUGAGGUUUCCAAGAAGAUCCGCAGCACCCGCGAGCAUGCCAUCAGUGAGCUUAAGAAGACCGCUGAGAGCCAACGUCAAGAGGAACUUCUUCUUGAGAAGGAAAAGGCCCGCAAGGCUAAGCGCGAUGCCGAGCUCAAGGGUCUUGAUGCCAAGGCACAAAAGCGAUACCUCGAGAAGGAGAGAGAGAAGGAGAUGCGCAGGUCUCAGAAGCGACAGACACAGCGUGCCUAG